GCACGCCGCGCGAGACGAGACGGACCGCCGCUGGGAUAAACACGAGCUUCUUCAAAUACACACAAGAGACAUUCAGCCCUCAUAGCGGUUUCCGAAUCAGUUUGUCAAGAGUGUCUGAAGAAAACUUAUUCAGAGGAAUUACUGUCUGGACGGUGCGAUGGGAACUUCGGCUGUAUGUUAAACGCGUGAAUGAAGAGCAUCUCUACAGUGCACGGAGUCAGUGGUACCCUGAGCACCGAACACCGGACAGGACCUUGAUACAGAUGGAUACCUUCUUUGUUGAGGGAGCUCGUGUGUGGGUGCGGGAUAAGGAGCAGCUCCUGCCCUCCACCGUCAGCUGCUGUGAUGACCGGACCCUCAUCCUCACCACAGACUAUGGAGAGGUGAUAACUCUGGAUCAGGGUGAGGUGAACAGGCUCAAGGUUUUCCCCAUGCAUCCCACCAGCAUCAGUGGAGUGGAGGACAUGUCCACUCUGGCCGAGUUACAUGAGGCCGCCAUCAUGCACAACCUCUUUCUGCGAUACCAGAAGGACCACAUUUAUACUAACAUUGGCUCCAUCCUGGCAGCUGUGAACCCUUAUAAGCAGAUAUCAGGUCUGUAUGACACCGAGGCAGUGGAUGUGUACAGCAGACAUCACCUGGGUGAACUACCUCCACACAUCUUUGCUGUGGCCAAUGAGUGUUACCGCUGUCUGUGGAAGAGACAUGACAGUCAGUGUGUGCUCAUCAGUGGAGAGAGUGGUGCUGGGAAAACAGAGAGCACCAAACUGCUGCUGAAGUUCCUGUCCGUCAUGAGUCAGAACUCCACAGGCUCUCCGCUCACAGAGAGGACCACCAGAGUAGAGCAGGCCAUCGUACAGAGCAGUCCAAUAAUGGAGGCAUUUGGAAAUGCAAAAACCGUUUACAACAACAACUCCAGCCGCUUUGGCAAGUUCAUUCAGCUUCACUUCUCUCAGAGUGGAAAUAUCCAGGGUGGCUGUAUUAUUGAUUAUUUACUUGAAAAGAAUCGAGUUGUGCGGCAGAAUCCGGGAGAGAGGAACUACCAUAUUUUCUAUGCAUUGUUGUCAGGUGCUAAGUAUGAGCACAGAGAAAUGUACAUGCUGGCUGAUUCCCCCGAGGCGUAUCAUUACCUCAACCAGUCCGGCUGUGUGAAAGACAGAAGCCUGGAUGACAAGCACCUCUAUGAUAGUGUGAUGAAAGCAUUGAAGGUGAUGGAAUUCACUGAGGAAGAGAUCCGUGAUGUCUUCAAGCUGCUCUCUGGGGUCUUACAGAUCGGCAACAUCGAGUUCAUGACUGCAGGGGGUGCUCAGAUCACCACUAAAGGAGUGGUCAGUGUCGUCAGCGAUCUGCUGGGACUCGACUCCUUUCAGCUGUCUGAGGUUCUGACUCAGCGGUCCAUGAUCCUGAGAGGAGAAGAGAUCUGCUCACCUCUAACUGUGGAACAGGCAAUUGAUUCCCGGGACUCUGUGGCCAUGGCAUUGUAUUCCCAGUGUUUUUCUUGGAUCAUCGCCAGAAUUAACCAGAAAAUCAAAGGAAAGGACAACUUCAAGUCCAUUGGCAUUUUGGAUAUCUUUGGCUUUGAAAACUUUGAGGUGAACCGGUUCGAGCAGUUCAGCAUUAACUAUGCCAACGAGAAGCUCCAGGAGUACUUCAACAAGCACAUCUUCUCCCUGGAGCAGCUUGAAUAUAACAGGGAGGGGAUACACUGGGAAGCCAUCGACUGGAUGGACAACGCAGAGUGUUUGGAUCUGAUCGAAAAGAAACUGGGCAUGUUGGCUCUUAUCAAUGAAGAGAGCAGAUUCCCUAAAGGCACGGACUACACCCUGCUGGAGAAACUCCACAGCCGGCAUGCCACAAACCCUUACUACGUGAAACCAAGAGUGGCAGAUCACCAGUUUGGUAUUAAACAUUAUGCAGGAGAGGUACUGUAUGAUGUGCGUGGCAUUCUAGAGAAGAACAGAGACACAUUCAGAGAUGAUAUUCUCAAUAUGCUGAAAGACAGCAGGCUUGACUUCAUCUAUGACCUGUUUGAGCGUGUUGGUAGCAGGAAUGGAGACGAGACUCUGAAGAUGGGCACUGCCCGCCGCAAACCCACCGUCAGCUCUCAGUUCCGGGACUCUCUUCAUGCACUGAUGGCCACUUUAAGUGCCUCCAACCCUUUCUUUGUGCGCUGCAUCAAACCUAACAUGGAGAAGAACGCAAAUAAAUUUGAUGCAGAUGUGGUUCUGAAUCAGCUACGUUACUCUGGAAUGCUGGAGACAGUGAAGAUCCGUAGAGCAGGCUUUCCUGUACGGAGAACCUUCCAAGACUUCCUCAGCAGAUACACAAUGAUCCUGAGGGACAAAAACCACACGGCGGACGAGAAAAAGAAAUGUGCAGAUCUGCUUACUAAGUAUGACGUCACAAAGAAAGAGUGGCAGCUGGGAAAGACUAAGGUGUUCCUGAAGGAAGCUUUGGAGCAGAGGCUGGAGAAGGAAAGAGAGGAGGUGCGCACAGCGGCUGGUAUGGUGAUCCGGGCCCACAUACUAAGUUAUGUGGCAAGAAAAAACUAUAAAAAAGUUCGGACCAGCACCAUCACUAUCCAAAAGAACUACCGCGCUCACUUCUGGAGACAAGCUUUCCUGCGUUUCCGCUCCGCUGCCGUGGUCCUCCAGAAACACAUCCGUGGACAGAUCGCUCGACAGCUCUACCAGCAACUCUUAGAGGAAAAACGGAGGAGAGAAGAGGAGGAGAGAAUCAGAAGAGAGGAAGAAGAGAGGAGACGACAAGAGGAGCUGAGGAGACUCGAGGAAGAGAGGCUAAGACAAGAGGAAGAAAGAAAGAGGGAGGAGGAGAGACAGAGGCUUCAAGAAGAAGAACAGAGAAGGAAAGAGGUGGAACAGGAGGCUUUACGGAUACAGCGGGAAGAGGAAGAGUUGAACAGGAGGCGGGAAGAGCUGAAGAGCAAACAGAUACUGGAGGAUAUAGAGGCAGGGCACAGCAGGAGUCUAGUGGAGAAAAAUCAUCACAACCACAAGAAGGACGUGUCCCACGGCCUGUGCCAGUACUCGUCUGAAGAGGAGAGUCGUCAGAUGGAGGAGAUCCUGCGGCUGGAGCGGGAGAUUGAACGGCUGCAGAGACAGAGAGACGAAGGGGUGUCCUUGCUGAACGACAGCUCCAGAGACGAGCUGCGGCAGAAGAGGGACGACGAGAUCUACCGGCUGGAGAAAGAGGCUUCACGUGUGGCCACUGAGUUCCUGGAGAUGCUGGACUUCGGAGGUUUGGAGCAGUCGCUCUCCAGCGAGGAGAACCUUCACGACCCGUCAGAGACCACCGCUCCUCUGGCUGAGGAAGAGGUGGAUGAAGGCUUCCACGCGGACGAUGAGUGUAUCCCACUCCGCGACUUCCCUCUCCCAGCUGCCGUGCCCAUGGACAAAGAGAUUCUCUCCAGCCUUCUGCCUCCACCGCCUGCCUUUACUGAAGAUCUGGUGGCCACGUCCUCACCUGCACGGAUGGAGCGACCGAAAUCCAAUUCCUCCAUCAAACAAAACAGACUCUCAGACAUUCCCCCUCCUCCAACUACAGCUCCACCCCCUCCUCCAACUGCACUGCCGUCAACCACAGGAGAUUAUGAAGUGGUGUAUAAAAACGCCAGGAAGACGAUAACAGAGAUUGUACUGCCAGUGGAGGAAACCAGCUUCAGUAUUCUGCCGGACACAGAGUCGGACUAUGACCAAGAGGAGUUUGAGGAGGCGCUGGGGAGUUGUGGGGAUGCAGGAAGUACUAAUGACGGACACCUCACUGACGAGGAAGUGCUACAUAGAUCUUCCUGUACCUACAACAGCACAGACUCCUUUAGAGGAAGUUCAGACUCCUUCAUUGACAGCAAUGACGAGAACGAUGGAUAUGUGGACACAGACGAGGAGGUGUCCAAUGGUAGAGUGCAUCUGCUAAACGGAAGUGGACCUCCUUAUUUCCACAGCUACCUGUACAUGAAAAGUGGGCUAAUGAUCCCGUGGCGCAGACGCUGGUGUGUUUUGAAAGACGAGACCUUCAUGUGGUUCAGGGCAAAGCAGGAUUCUCUCAAGUCAGGCUGGCUGUACAAGAAAGGUGGAGGGAUGUCCACUCUGUCCCGCAGGAACUGGAAGAUGCGCUGGUUCGUCCUUCGAGACUCUAAACUCAUGUAUUUCGAGAACGACAGUGAGGAGAAACUGAAGGGAACCAUUGACAUCCGAGCUGCCAAGGAGAUUGUGGACAACCAUGAGAAGGAGAAUGCACUGAAUAUUGUAACCGGGGACAGGACUUACCAGAUCUAUGCAGAAUCUCCUGAGGAUGCAAGUGGCUGGUUCAAUGUGUUGAGCCGUGUGCACAGUGCCACUCCAGAACAGCUUCUGCAGAUGCAGCAUGAACAGGCCAACCCCAAGAACGCAGUUGGAACACUGGAUGUUGGGCUCAUCGACUCUGUAUGUGCCUCCGACAACCCAGACAGGCCAAACUCGUUUGUUAUUAUCACUGCUAAUCGUGUGAUCCAUUGCAACACUGACACACCUGAGGAAAUGCACCACUGGAUCGGCCUUCUGCAGAAGCCUAAAGGAGACUCGAGGAUAGACGGCCAGGAGUUCAUAGUGAGAGGUUGGCUGCAUAAAGAGAUGAAGUCCAGUGGGAAGAGCACAUCUCUCAAGCUAAAGAAACGCUGGUUUGUUCUGACCAAUAACUCACUGGAUUAUUAUAAAUCAUCAGAGCGCAGCGCCUCUAAACUGGGAACACUGGUGCUCAACAGCCUUUGCUCGGUUGUUCAGCCCGAUGAGAAAGUUUACAAGGAGACAGGUUACUGGAACAUAAUAGUCCAUGGGAGAAAGCACUCUUACCGUCUCUACACCAAACUACUGAACGAAGCCAUGAGAUGGGCUUCAGCCAUUCAGGUGGCCAUUGAUAACAAGGUUCCCAUUGAAACGCCUACCCAGCAACUCAUCCGAGAUAUCAAGGAGAGCAGUCUUAAUGUGGAGGCUGUGGAGCAGAUGUACUGGAGGAACCCCAUCCUGAGAUACACGCAGCACCCUCUGCACUCGCCCCUGCUGCCUCUACCGUACGGAGAGGUCAACGUCAGCUUGCAAAAGGAGAAAGGCUACACCAGCCUGCAAGACGAGGCAGUCAAAAUCUUUAACUCAUUACAGGAGAUGGAAGCUGUGUCAGAUCCAAUGCCCAUCAUUCAGGGCAUCUUACAGACAUGUCAAGAUCUGCGGCCGCUCAGAGAUGAAGUGUACUGUCAGCUGAUCAAACAAACCAAUCACGUGCCUCAGCCCAACAGCUCUGGCAACCGUGCACACUGGCAUCUGCUCACCUGCAUGAGCUGCACCUUCCUGCCCAGCCGCGGCAUCCUCAGAUACCUCCGCUUCCACCUGAAAAGGAUAAAGGAGCUGUUCCCUGGGACAGAAAUAGAGAUGUUCGCUGUGUUCAUUGGCGAGUCGCUGAAGAAGACAAAAGCGCGGGAGUUUGUGCCUUCGCAAGAGGAGAUAAUCGCUCUUUUGCACAGACGUGAGAUGACGACCACUGUUUACUGCCAUGGUGGAGGCUCCUGCAAGAUUUCAAUCAACUCUCACACUACAGCAGGAGAGGUGGUAGAGAAACUGAUCCGAGGCUUGGCUAUGGAGGACAGCAGGAACAUGUUUGCUUUGUUUGAGCAUAACAACUCGAUCGACCGAGCCGUGGAGAGCAGGGUGAUUGUGGCCGAUGUGCUGGCCAAGUUCGAGAGGUUGGCAGGAAGUGAAGUGGAGGAAGACGGCCCAUGGAAGCUGUACUUCAAACUGUAUUGUUUCUUGGAUGUGGAGAGCAUGCCCAAGGAAGGAGUGGAGUUUGUCUUCAUGUUUGAGCAGGCUCAUGAAAGUUUAAUAAGCGGUCACUUUCCUGCCCAUGAGGACACCCUCCAGCACCUGGCUGCUUUACGUCUGCAGUACCUGUAUGGGGAUGUGUCUCGGGUGAACUGGAGCUUGGACAACGUCUACCCCACCGGCCGACUGCGCAGCCGCAUACUUCAGUUCACUAAAGUGGGAGGCGCAGCCGGAUCAGGACAAACCCUGGAAAGGAGGAGGACGAGCUUCCUGGACGGCACGCUGAGGCGAGGGCUGAAGACAGGCACCAUGAAGAAGCAGCGCAGCAUGCAGGAGGAACAAAUGAUGGAAAUGUGGAUCAAGGAAGAGACUUCAGCCACCAGGGCCAAUAUUAUGGAGAAAUGGAGUCGACUGCAUGGACUGGAUCAGCACCAAGCCAUGCUCAAAUACAUGAACAUCAUUAAAGAGUGGCCUGGGUAUGGAUCAACGCUGUUUGAUGUGGAGUGUAAAGAAGGUGGUUUCCCUCAUGAUCUCUGGCUGAGCGUGAGUGCCGAGAACGUGUCUGUGUAUAAGCGAGGAGAGGCCAAACCUCUGGAGACUUUCCCCUAUGAACACAUUGUCUUCUUUGGAGCUCCUCACGCCAGCACAUAUAAGAUCACCGUGGAUGGGAGGGACAUGUUCUUUGAGACACCUCAGGUUGGAGAGAUCACCAAAAUAAUGAAAGCCUACAUCAACAUGAUAGUUAAGAAGCGAUGCAGUGUCAGAUCAGUGGCCAGCUUUGGGAGCAACUGGAUCAGAUGAUUAAUGCUGACCAAUCAAGACGAGAGAGACUUCCUUCGCACUGAUGGAAAAAUGAAUUCAACAGCAGGGAUGUGGAUUGAUGAAUAUAAGAUGAUGAUACAGGAACCAGUGAUAGGACAAACAUGUUUUUUUUUUAUCUAAUCUGUAUGUGUGUAGACAACCACCCCUCAAACAACAUGUCAUAACUGAUGUUUAAUAUACAGUUGCAUACAUUUUGGACCAAUGAGAUUCCGCUGUGGGCGGGGCUACCAACAGACUGUCCUGUCAAUCAUCAGAGCUAAAUUUAGCACUUGUUCCUUUAUCCCAUCACGUCUGGUUAGUACGAGGUGCAUUGCUAAUUGACCAGCAAAUGUUCAUCGCCAAUACCUCAAUGCUUCGACAUGCACCUUUCUGCUUUUGGCCAAUUUCAGUUUUGAACACUCUUUGAAGUGAAAAGAUCAAAACAUGGUUUUAAAUGUUACACACAUAACACUGUUUUGUUGAGAGCUUUCAAAGACUAAUAGCCUGAGGUGAUUGCACACAUUGAAGGCCUCAACAGCCAUGUUAAAACUUGCCUUACUCUGCACAAGGGCUGGUCUGUGCAGAUUUGUGUCAUUUAGAUGGCUUUCUGUGUUACUGUUUGUCUGUUACUGUUUCUCGGGUUGAGAGAAUGAGGAAAUGUAUUUUUACCUGUUUUGCCGUUUUUAUCCAUGCAUUCUCUUGUGUAUUGUGCAUGAGGGGCUAUUCACACAGAAAGCGUUUUUGCAUUCCACUGCACUGCUUUUCCAUUGAUGUAUCUCUAUAUGUAACCAUGCUAGAUGUGCCGCGUCUUUUGCAGUGCCUCAUACAUGACACGGCGUUCUAAAAAAAAGGUAAAACAUGCCUCUAGACUCUGUCUUGCAUUUUUUGAUUCCACUGUGCCACAUUUCCAUUGCUUUUUCUAAGUAAGCAUACUAGACGGAAGUGUUUGGUCCUUAGGGGCCAUUCACACAGAUCAAGUUUUUGAGAUGUGUAUAGAGAAGUAUAGAGAUGUGCUUUUUAAAUGUUAAGUGGCACAUUUUUAGAAUGCAGUGUUGCCUCAAAAGACGCGAGACAAACACAGCAGUCAAACAUGUCUGUCUAGUGCAUGUUCACCUAAAAAUAACAAAAACACUGAAAUGUGAACGGCCCCAUCUGGGUUAAGCUCAGGAACAGUAUAAAGACAUAAGCAAUAUCUCAACAUUUCAGUGCAGUGUUUUGGUUGUUAUAGCAAAAAGAUCUGAAAGGAAAUCGGUGGAAUACCGCUGUACUGAUAUUUGCAGAAAAGCUAUGGCUGCGCUAUUUCACACAGGUCAGUUGUAAAUUCUUUCUUUCAAGAUAAAUUGAUCCAUUUCAGUUUAAAUGUCAAACCUUUUUCAGACGGAUGUUUGGAAUAUGCUUGUCUUUUUUUUUUUAAGGAAGCCUGCAUGCUUGUAACUGAAGGAUGAUUUUGUGUGCCUAAAAGAGAGUGAAUAAUUAUGGGUGGGCUGGGUAUUUAUUCAGUGUUAGUGUCAUUGUAUGGAUGGUGUUGUUGAUGGCAUGUCAUGUACAGACUCCCUACAUCAGUGAUGUGACACACAGUGAUAAUAUGAAUGGAGGAUGUCACUGUGGUAUCAGAGACUCGUUUAUGUGGUACCGCAACCUCAUUCAAAGUUCUGUUCAUUAUUGCUCCAUUAAUAAAUCUGGUGAGCUGCUGGUCAGUUCACUGCAAGAGUGCAUCUCAUCACAUCUUUAGUUUAGUGUCAAAGUAUUCCAGUUUGUGUAGAGGAUGAAAAUCAAAGAUUGUUUGGUUUUUUUGUAACUGGAUUUACAAAAUGCUUAAUAAAUUAUUUCAAUUCCA
Messenger RNA from Onychostoma macrolepis, 8445 nucleotides. It is a transcript of the gene myo10l3, whose product is annotated as myosin X, like 3. The record is from RefSeq and is a predicted model, not a curated record. Gene Ontology annotation, molecular function: protein binding; ATP binding; cytoskeletal motor activity. Bases 264 to 6608 code for a protein of 2114 amino acids. Gene Ontology annotation, biological process: signal transduction. Lineage: Eukaryota; Metazoa; Chordata; Actinopteri; Cypriniformes; Cyprinidae. Gene Ontology annotation, cellular component: myosin complex; cytoskeleton. The transcript is spliced from 40 exons.